GUAAACAGAUUUCCGAGGUCCUAGAGUUUGUAUUGGAUGAAUUAGAAAAGACGGUUAUAACGAAAUAUAGAUGGAAUAAAGAAAGUACUGAACAAUGGGAAGCGAUGUGUUUGGCCUUGAAG
Messenger RNA from Dentiscutata heterogama, 122 nucleotides. Lineage: Eukaryota; Fungi; Glomeromycota; Glomeromycetes; Diversisporales; Gigasporaceae. The record is from the annotation of a GenBank genome assembly.